Heterobasidion irregulare TC 32-1 is the source of this 1416-nucleotide messenger RNA. RefSeq lists its product as uncharacterized. Gene Ontology annotation, biological process: phosphatidylethanolamine biosynthetic process. Gene Ontology annotation, molecular function: phosphatidylserine decarboxylase activity. The coding region runs from base 1 to 1416 and encodes 471 amino acids. Gene Ontology annotation, cellular component: mitochondrion. The record is from RefSeq and is a predicted model, not a curated record. The transcript is spliced from 4 exons. Lineage: Eukaryota; Fungi; Basidiomycota; Agaricomycetes; Russulales; Bondarzewiaceae.
AUGUCCUCCUCAGAAAAAGUCGCCCAGGCCUGGCGGCACACCCCAACGAAGUGGUAUCCCCUCCCGUGGUUCAUCGGCGCUCUCCUGCUCGUCGUGCUCCAGUACAAAAAGUCGGUCAGGAAGGAUGUGUACGUAGACGAGGAUGGGCAGGAGGUCAUCAGGCUGAAGGGGCCAUGGCAGGUGCACAUCCUCGGCGCGCUGCCGCUGCGCAACAUGUCGCGCCUCUGGGGCUGGCUCAACUCGCUCGAGCUCCCCGUCUGGUUCCGUCCGAUCGGCUUCACGAUGUACGCCUGGGCCUUCGGCUGCAACCUCGACGAGAUCGAGCCCGCGGACCUGCGUGCGUACGCGAGCCUCGGCGACUUCUUCUAUCGCAAGCUCAAGCCGGGCGCGCGCCCCGUCGCCGCGGCCGCGCUCGUGAGCCCCGCGGACGGCAAAGUGCUGCACUUCGGCACGAUCAAGGACCUGCGCGUCGAGCAGGUCAAGGGCAUCACGUACUCGCUCGACGCGCUGCUCGGCGUCGAGAAGCACGCGCCCGGCACGCCUGGCUCGACCGUCGUGCACUUCCCGCCGCGCGCCAUGGAGAUCGUCGACGACGAGGAGUUCGCGAACGUCAACGGGAUCGAGUACAGCCUCAACCAGCUCAUCGGGACCUCGACGCCCACCACGCCCACCACGCCGCGCUUCGAGGACCCGCAGGGCCCCGUGUUCCCGACGGACCCGGAGGCGUACGCGCGGCAUCCCACGCCGAAGAAGCACGGCGAGCGCAUCGACGCGUCCGUUGUCGAGCCGGACCGCUCGCUGCAGGACACGGUCGCGCAUGACGUCUCCGUCGCGCGCGAGAUGGGCGUGCAGCCGUCGCUCAGCCACCGCCGCAGCACGUCGGGCACGAGCGUCAAGCCGGGCAACGCGCUCUUCUUCACCGUCAUCUAUCUCGCGCCCGGCGACUACCACCGCUUCCACAGCCCCGCCGCGUGGGUCGUCGAAAAGCGGCGGCACUUCCAAGGCGAGCUGUUUUCCGUCUCGCCGUACGUGGCGAAGCGCCUGGAGAACCUGUUCGUCCUCAACGAGCGCGUCGCCAUGCUCGGUCGGUGGAGGCACGGGUUCUUCAGCAUGAUCCCCGUCGGCGCGACGAACGUCGGCAGCAUCAAAAUUAACUUUGACCAGGCACUCCGCACGAACGUCCGCGGCCGCCCACCGCCGCCCGGGACGUACACCGAGGCGGUCUACUCCGCCGCGUCGCCGAUCCUCAACGGGCAGCCUCUGACCCCCGCGCAGGAGAUGGGCGGCUUCUGUUUAGGGAGCACGAUCGUGCUCGUCUUUGAAGCGCCGAAGACGUUCGAGUUUGCCGUCCAUGAAGGGCAGAAGGUGAAGGUCGGGCAGGCGCUUGGAGAUAUUGGGCACGACAAGGACGAUUAG